Molecule: messenger RNA, 1332 nt
Organism: Eimeria maxima
Lineage: Eukaryota; Apicomplexa; Conoidasida; Eucoccidiorida; Eimeriidae
Product: leucyl-tRNA synthetase, putative
Exons: 6
Coding region: 1-1332 (443 amino acids)
Biological process (GO): leucyl-tRNA aminoacylation
Molecular function (GO): aminoacyl-tRNA deacylase activity; leucine-tRNA ligase activity; ATP binding
Source: RefSeq, a predicted model, not a curated record
AUGUCUGUUCCAGCUGCCCCAGAGGGGAAGCCGGCUGCCCCGGGGGCCCCCCAGGCAUCUGGCGGGGGUUCGUUUGUACGUCGAGAUCAGCUGCUGCAGAUUGAAGAAGAAGUCCAGAAACUUUGGGCAAAGGAGAGGCCUUACGAUGUGGAUAGAGCAUCAUUAAGACGUCCUGAGACAGUGGUGGCAAAUGGAUCUUCUGGGUCCUCUGGGGGGGGCCCCCAGCGGGAGCCCCUUUCGAACAAAAACAAGUUUUUUUGCACUUUUCCUUAUCCGUACAUGAACGGAUUGCUGCAUUUAGGACAUGGAUACACGUUAUGCAGGGCGGAGUUUCAAGCUCGGUAUUAUCGCCUUAGAGGAAAGAAUGUCUUGUGGCCAUUUGCCUUACACUGUACAGGCAUGCCUAUCCUUGCAUGCGCUGAUAAACUUAAGAGAGAAAUCGAACAGAAGCGCAGAAAGAAGAAAGAAGAAGAAAACCAGAAAAAGAGCGAUCAAGAGGAAACAGACAACACCUCGGACCCAACGAAGUUCAGCAGCAAUAAGUCCAAGCUUGUUGCUAAGACGGGGCCAAUGAAAACUCAAUGGGACAUCAUGGCUGCUCUCGGCAUCCCCGAAGACGAAAUCCCCCGCUUUGCUGACGCCAACUACUGGCUGGACUACUUCCCCCCGAGGCAAGGGUGUAAGAGGGAUCUGAUUCGCCUCGGCACGGCAGUUGACUGGCGCCGCUCUUUCAUAACCACCGAUAGAAACCCUUAUUACUCUGCCUUCGUCCGCUGGCAGUUCAUGAAGCUCUUGGCAGCAGGGAAAAUAUCUUUUGGCACGCGACCUACCGUCAUCAGCCGACGGGAGUUGCAGGCUUGUGCUGAUCACGACCGCCUGCUAGGGGAGGGUGUCGGGCCCCAGGAGUACACCUUAAUAAAGUUAAGAGUUAAGACAGAGGAAGCAGCGCAUGCGGAUACACCCUACGUUAAUUUCCUUGACCAGUGGUCACCGCAUGCAAAAGGACCACAAGGAGAAAGAAAACUCUUCCUUGUUGCUGCAACACUUAGACCCGAAACGAUGUAUGGACAAACAAACUGUUAUGUCCUCCCCGAAGGAGAGUAUGGCGUCUACCUCGCCUUUGACAAACCCCGCUGCAAAACUGAGCCGAAUCAGCAACAGGAGCAGCAGGAGCAGCAGACACUGCAGGAGAAGCUAGCAGCCGCUGCAGCAGCAGCAAAAUCUGGAGAUACACUAGAACACAUGAUGACACGAGAGGAGGCCCUCGCGGAGUGCAGCAUGGCGUUUAUUUGCUCUCAUAGAUCGGCCCUGAACAUGGCUUAUCAGGCAUGA